Messenger RNA from Syngnathoides biaculeatus (alligator pipefish), 1122 nucleotides. RefSeq names its product serine and arginine rich splicing factor 5a (gene srsf5a). Bases 166 to 1062 code for a protein of 298 amino acids. Gene Ontology annotation, cellular component: nucleus; cytoplasm; ribonucleoprotein complex. NCBI's taxonomy places the organism in Eukaryota, Metazoa, Chordata, Actinopteri, Syngnathiformes, Syngnathidae. The record is from RefSeq and is a predicted model, not a curated record. Gene Ontology annotation, molecular function: mRNA binding. The transcript is spliced from 8 exons.
UACAGGGAUGCGUGUCCUGCCCGGAAUCCGGCAACCGUUUUUCCUGCCCCCUUUUUCAGUCUCUCCUUGCCCGUUCGCCAUUUUGAAGUAUUCGAGCGAAGCUGAGGCAAAAAAAAAAAGCCCUUCGGUUUCAAACGUAAGGCUUUCCCAGGACAAAGCGAGAUCAUGAGUGGGAGUCGAGUCUUCAUCGGUCGCCUGAGCCCGCACGCCCGCGAGAGAGACGUGGAGAAGUUUUUCAAGGGUUUCGGACGGAUCCGCGAAAUCAACUUGAAAAAUGGUUUCGGUUUUGUGGAGUUUGACGAUCACAGGGACGCUGACGACGCAGUUUACGAAUUAAACGGCAAAGAACUCUGCAGUGAACGGGUUACUAUUGAGCACGCUCGCUCCAGGAGAGGAAGGGGCGGUGGCGGCGGCGGUGGAGGCGGCGGCGGUGGCGGCGGCUCCAGAAUGGGAGGCUUUAGUGGCUAUCGCCAAUCGCGCAGUAGUGGAUCAAGGUACGGACCCCCGGUGCGCACGGACCACCGGCUGAUAGUAGAGAACCUGUCGUCGCGCAUCAGCUGGCAGGACCUCAAAGACCUGAUGAGAAAAGCCGGAGAGGUGACUUUUGUUGACGCACACAGGCCCAACAAAAACGAAGGGGUUGUUGAGUUUGCAUCCCGAAGUGACAUGAAGAACGCCAUCUCCAAACUGGACGGCACCGAGCUGAACGGACGCAAGAUUAAGAUCUUCGAGGACAGCCGAGGCCACAGCCGGAGCCGCUCCCGCUCUCGUUCCCGCAGCCGCAGCUACUCGCGCAGUCGCUCCCGCAGCCGCAACCGAUCAAGGAGCCGCAGCCGCUCCCGCACGCCCAGCCGCACCCCGGAAAAGAAACCCGCAGGCGGCGGCGGCGGGCCCAAAGCCGGCGACCGCUCCCCCUCCCGCUCCAAAUCCCGCUCCAAGUCCCGUUCCCGGUCCCCGCGCUCGCGCUCCCGUUCGCCGCCCCCAGCCCAGAACAACCAGUCGCGCUCCCGCUCCAGGUCCCGCUCGCGAUCCCGCUCGGCCUCCGCGGAGAGCAAACACUGAGGCAAAAAGUUGUGUACAUGAUUUGUCGUUUAUUAAACUCUGUGAUGGGUUGGUUUGUUU